AUGGCCACCCGGUGUUACGCGGCUGCUACCGUCGUGGUCUCGUCGCGACCACGCGCGCCCCGCCUCGGCCUCUCCUCCUCCGCGCCACCCAGCGGCAGCUACCGCCGAGCCGCCGUCCGCGCCAUGGGCGCCUCGCCGUCGGGGCAAGCCCCAGGCAUUCUGCCAUUUGACUUCCGUGCUUCGGUCAUAUGGCUUAACCGAGUUCGAUUGUGGUAUCUUCAUAUCAUUAGUAACUUCCAAGUAACAGCACAUAAUUUUACAGGGAAAGUGGAUAACACAUCUCUGAGCGAUGAAGAGUUGAAGAAGCGUCUGACAAAAGAACAAUAUUACGUCACUCGGCAGAAGGGAACUGAGAGAGCAUUCACUGGGGAAUACUGGAACACUAAAACCCCUGGGGUCUACCACUGCGUCUGCUGUGACACUCCUCUGUUUGAGUCAUCUACCAAGUUUGAUAGCGGCACUGGAUGGCCGUCCUAUUAUCAGCCGGUUGGUGACAAUGUCAAGGACAAACUUGAUAUGUCGAUCUUCUUCAUGCCUCGGACCGAGUCCCUGUGUGUUGGCUGUGACGCUCAUCUGGGACAUGUCUUCGAUGACGGGCCACCGCCAACAGGGAAGAGAUAUUGCAUUAACAGUGCCUCUCUGAAGCUAAAGCCCCAGUAGUUCCUGGAAGAAGAAUGAGGAUCCAAGCAGUGGCACAUUCCAUGUAAGUUUUGGUUUGGUACCAACUAUUUGCAGUGUAAUAGCCUAGUGCGACCAGUUUGAACAUGUAAAAUGACAAUUUUCAGGUUUGUAAUGUAAAGCCAUGCGUCCAAACAUAUGCAAAUUGGCGGGACACA
Messenger RNA from Lolium rigidum, 836 nucleotides. RefSeq names its product peptide methionine sulfoxide reductase B1, chloroplastic-like. The transcript is spliced from 5 exons. The record is from RefSeq and is a predicted model, not a curated record. Gene Ontology annotation, cellular component: cytoplasm. Gene Ontology annotation, biological process: response to oxidative stress; protein repair. Gene Ontology annotation, molecular function: peptide-methionine (R)-S-oxide reductase activity. Lineage: Eukaryota; Viridiplantae; Streptophyta; Magnoliopsida; Poales; Poaceae. Bases 1 to 660 code for a protein of 219 amino acids.